AUUUUAUAUUUAUUAAUUAUACUUGUUACCUUGUUCUUCACUCAGAAAUGCACACCUUAUAGCUGCAAAGAAACGCCAUAGAAUAUAACAACGCAGUUCGAGAUAAAGUACAGAUCCAGCUACAUUCUCUUCUCAUCUUUGAUUCGAAUCCAUGGCUUCCAAAUUGCUACUCAUUGGUGUGUUUGUUCUUGACUUGAUUGCUUUUGGACUUGCUGUUGCUGCUGAACAAAGAAGAAGCACUGCCAAGAUUGUUCCAGACAGGGAUGAAAACUAUAACUAUUGUGUCUAUAACUCGGAUAUAUCAACCGGUUAUGGUGUUGGAGCAUUUCUAUUCCUCCUUGUUAGUCAAAUCGUCAUAAUGGUUGCCAGUCGAUGCUUCUGUUGCGGGAAGCCUCUAAAGCCCGGAGGCUCAAGGGCGUGUGCAGUCAUUCUUUUCAUAAUCUGCUGGGUGCUUUUCUUGAUAGCUGAGAUGUGCUUAUUGGCGGGAUCAGUUGAAAAUGCUUACCACACAAAGUACAGGACCAUCAUUUACAAUGAUCCUCCUUCUUGUGAGACAGUAAGGAAAGGAGUUUUUGCUGCUGGUGCCGCCUUCAUUUUCUUCACCUCCAUUAUUUCGAAGUUCUAUUACAUCAACUACUCGAGUGCAAGGGAAAGUUUCCAACCAUAUCUUGGAGGUGGUGAGACUGGCGUCGGGAUGGGAACCUACAAAUGAGCUUGUUAGUCUCGUUCUUGUCUAAAAUGUGGCUAUAUCUGAAACUUGAUUCCGUAACAUUUAUGUCACAUUUAUUAUAUUUUACGGUUUUAGAGGCUAUACUAGAAUGUAUAAGUUGUAUGUUAGUGAUUUUUGUUAUUGUUGUUGUUACCUAUUGUCUUUUUAAUCGACGAUGAUUGGAUUCAUUACCUCGUACAUUUUUGGGGUGUUCUUUGUCAUAUAUAUAAAUCAAUUUAUAAGAGAGAAUGUUUUGUUGCA
Molecule: messenger RNA, 970 nt
Organism: Lathyrus oleraceus (garden pea)
Lineage: Eukaryota; Viridiplantae; Streptophyta; Magnoliopsida; Fabales; Fabaceae
Exons: 3
Coding region: 152-712 (186 amino acids)
Source: RefSeq, a predicted model, not a curated record